This is a messenger RNA of Cynara cardunculus var. scolymus (artichoke), 1023 nucleotides long. RefSeq names its product gibberellin 2-beta-dioxygenase 2-like. The record is from RefSeq and is a predicted model, not a curated record. The transcript is spliced from 2 exons. Gene Ontology annotation, biological process: gibberellin catabolic process; response to light stimulus. NCBI's taxonomy places the organism in Eukaryota, Viridiplantae, Streptophyta, Magnoliopsida, Asterales, Asteraceae. Bases 1 to 966 code for a protein of 321 amino acids.
AUGGUGGUAGCAACUCCAAUUCAGAUCGAAAAGAUUCGAGAGGUUGAUGUUCCGGUGAUCGAUCUUUCUUGCAAACAAUCGAAAGUGGCAAAGCUGAUUGUAAAGGCCUGUGAAGAAUAUGGUUUCUUCAAGGUCAUCAACCAUGGCGUCCCUCAUCACAUUAUCAAGAACAUGGAAGAUGAAAGCUUUCAGUUCUUCGAUAAACCCUUGCCCGAAAAGAUGAAACUGGUUGGAUCCGCAGACCCGUUUGGUUAUGGCAGCAAGAACAUCGGUCUCGGUGGUGAUAGAGGAGAGCUCGAAUAUCUUCUUCUUCAAACCAAUCAAAACGCCAUUGAUGACACCUCUAAGUGCAGAUAUGCAGUGAGUAGUUAUGUGGAUGGCGUUCGGGAGUUGGCAUGUGAGCUUUUGGAAUUGAUGGCCAAAGGCUUGGGGGUCCCUCCCUCCUCCUUCAGCCAUUUCCUCAAAUGCUUCAACAGUGACUCCCUCCUCAGGCUUAAUCAUUAUCCACCUGUCACUCACACCUCACAUUCCUCCUUCCAACGUGGCAUCAUCGGCUUCGGAGAGCACUCUGACCCUCAGAUUCUCACCCUCCUCGCAUCCAACUUCGUGCCUGGACUCCAGAUAUCGUUGGGCAAUGGCGUUUGGGUCCCUGUCUCACCGGACCCGCUGGCGUUUUGUGUCAAUAUCGGUGACGUCUUGCAGGCUAUGACCAAUGGAAGGUUUGUGAGUGUGAGACAUCGAGCCAUGGCUAACUCGUUACCUACCCAGUCCAGAUUGUCGAUGGUCUUCUUUGGUGCACCUCCGCCUGAAGCAACGAUCGUGUGCCCACUACAACUGUUGAAACAAAACAAGCCGGUCUAUAGAGCUUUCACUUGGGCCGAGUACAAGUCGCAUACCUAUGCUCACCGACUUGGUGAGGUUAGGCUCGAUCAUUUCAAGAUUAGUGACGACGAAAAGGUUACUUAGGAAAAAGUAAACAAAAGAAAGCGACUCGUUGUAAAUCCUCUCUUUUUGCAAAUCCGU